GACAGGCAAUAAGGCCUGUUUCAGCUGCGACACAGGUGUCAUUGGAAGUCAGCGUUUGCAGCCAUUGCAGUUGUGUAGCUACUGCAGUUCAAACAGGCUGCGCGGAUUAAUACACCGGAGCGGCUUGGUGGUGUAUACCCAACGCUAAGAUUUGAGGAGGAGCCUGACUGAGGAGACACGAGCCGGCCAUGCUGUUCAGAGCGGCGACCACGCUGCGGCUGCUAGUGAGGGCAGCUCGCCACGCCCACCACAGCUCCACACCAGCACCAGCGACCACGCCCCCGCUGGAGCCACGCGGCAAGGUGGCGCUGGUUACAGGCGGUGCAGCCGGCCUGGGUGCUGCCGUCUCCAAGGCGCUGGUCUCGGCAGGGGCCAAGGUGGCGGUGGUGGACGUGGAUGCUGCUGCGGGUAGCCGCCUGGUGCAGGGGCUGAGGGCCGCAGCAGGCGACGGGAGCGCCAUCUUCCUGCACGCUGACGUCACAGACUUCGCGCGCCUCCAGGACGCAUUUGAGAUGGCGAAGGGGACUUUCAAUGGGUUGGACAUCGUCAUAAAUAACGCCGGUGUCGGAAAUGAUGUCGAGUGGCAACGAGAGAUCGAUAUUAAUUUGAAGGGCGUGGUGGGCGGCACGCUGCUGGGUCUACGGCUGGCCACCAGGGGCGCGCGUGUGCUCAACGUGGCGUCGAUGGCCGGGCUGGGCGCCUUCUGCUGCGUCCCCGUCUACACCGCCACCAAGCACGCCGUCGUCGCGCUCACCCGCUGCUACGGGGCAGCAGAGCACACGCAGAAGACAGGUGUGUCGGUGGUGGCGGUGUGCCCCGGGCCCUGUGAUACGUCGCUGCUGGAGAACGUGGGCAGGUACUUGCCCGAGGCUUGGCAGGCGGAGCAGUUCUACUCCCUGGUCCAGCAGUUCGGAGUCUCCAGCCCGGAGCAGAUGGCGGAGGGAGUGAUGCACGUGCUGCGAGACGCCACCUCCGGCUCGGUGUGGGUGUGUCACGAGGGUCGAGCCUCGCCCGUGGAGUUCCCGCAGCUCCUCUAGAGGGGCCUCUCUACCCUCUGCUCUCCAGGAGGUUUCGUGAAUGAGCUAUAUAAGACUUGCUAUCAUACCACGCUUCGUUGCAGAGCAUGGCGACGACGAUGUGUUAGAUGCUGCAAGUCUAAUAAUGCAAGACGGAGGUAGCUCCCAUGACUUCUACCUCGACAUUUUCAUACACUCUAUCUAAUUAGAUAACGCAUUUAAAUAUCUGGGACUACCGCUCGACCAAAAACUAACAAAGCAGACCCUGUUACUAACAGUAAUACCGAAACACCACUACAGAGUACAACUGAUAACCGGCAGAACAUGGAGAGAGGCUUUUGUGUGCCGUACUAAACACCUACAAAGCCCUGAUCCAACUUCUCCUCUCAUAGCCGGUUUCGCUGGAGUGUUUCGCUCCCUCCUAAUUCUCUAAUACCACAAACUCGCUUCACCUUCCGUAGGCAUAUACUUACCAGGUUAGUAGCUCGUUUCCCUCUCCACUUCCACACUAACCACUUUCGAAUUCCCUACACUUGACAGAAACUCGACACCAGUUACCUAAUCGUUUCUUCCCCGCUCGACUACUCUUCUGCACGACGGGCUCGUAGCAGCACGUCCCCAGAAACUUACGCAUACACCCUCACCACGUUCUAUGACAACGACACUAUAUCUACAUCUACAUCCAUGCUCCGCAAGCCACCUGACGGAGUGUGGCGGAGGGUACUUUGAGUACCUCUGUCGGUUCUCCCUUCUAUUCCAGUCUCGUAUUGUUCGUGGAAAGACAGAUUGUCGGUAUGCCUCAGUGUGGGCUCUAAUCUCUCUGAUUUUAUGCCCAUGGUCUCUUCGCGAGCUAUACUUAGGAGGGAGCAAUAUACUGCUUGACUCCUCGGUGAAGGUAUGUUCUCGCAACUUCAACAAAACCUCGUACCGAGCUAUUGAGCGUCUCUCUUGCAGAGUCUCCCACUGCAGUUUAUCUAUCAUCUCCGUAACGCUUUCGCGAUUACUAAAUGAUCCUGUAACGAAGCACGCUGUUCUCCGUUGGAUCUUCUCUAUGUAUUCUAUCAACCCCAUCUGGUACGCAUCCCACACCGGUGAUCAAUAUUCAAGCAGUUGGCGAACAAGUGUACUGUAACCUACUUCCUUUGUUUUCGGAUUGCAUUUGCUUAGGACUCUUCUAAUGAAUCUCAGUCUGGCAUCUGCUUUGCCGAUGAUUAAUUUUAUAUGGUCAUUCCAUUUUAAAUCACUCCUAAUGCCUACUCCCAGAUAAUUUAUGGAAUUAACUGGUUCCAGUUGCUGACAUGCUAUAUUGUAGCUAAAUGAUAAAGGAUCUUUCUUUCUAUGUAUUCGCAGCACAUUACACUUGUCUACAUUGAGAUUCAAUUGCCAUUCCCUGCAUCAUGCGUCAAUUCGUAGCAGAUCCUCCUGCAUUUCAGUUUUCCAUUGUUACAACCUGUCGAUAUACUACAGCAUCAUCCGCAAAAAGCCUCAGUGAACUUCCGAUGUUAUCCAUAAGGUCAUUUAUGUAUAUUGUGAAUAGCAACGGUCCUACGACACUCCCCUGCGGCACACGUUAAAUCACUCUUACUUCGGAAGACUUCUCUCCAUUGAGAAUGACAUGCUGCGUUCUGUUAUCUAGGAACUCUUCAAUCCAAUCACACGAUUGGUCUGCUCUUACUUUGUUCAUUAAACGACUGUGGGGAACUGUAUCGAACGCCUUGCGGAAGUCAAGAUACACGGCAUCUACCUGGGAACCCGUGUCUAUGACCCUCUGAGUCUCGUGGAGGAAUAGCGCGAGCUGGGUUUCACACGACCGUCUUUUUCGAAACCCAUGUUGAUUCCUACAGAGUAGAUUUCUAGUCUCCAGAAAAGUCAUCAUACUCGAACAUAAUACGUGUUCCAAAAUUCUACAACUGAUCGACAUUAGAGAUAUAGGUCUAUAGUUCUGCACAUCUGUUCGACGUCCCUUCUUGAAAACGGGGAUGACCUGUGCCCUUUUCCAAUCCUUUGGAACGCUACGCUCUUCUAGAGACCUACUGUACACCGCAGCAAGAGGGGGGGGGGG
Molecule: messenger RNA, 3078 nt
Organism: Schistocerca nitens (vagrant locust)
Lineage: Eukaryota; Metazoa; Arthropoda; Insecta; Orthoptera; Acrididae
Product: 15-hydroxyprostaglandin dehydrogenase [NAD(+)]-like
Exons: 8
Coding region: 189-1037 (282 amino acids)
Cellular component (GO): cytoplasm
Molecular function (GO): oxidoreductase activity, acting on the CH-OH group of donors, NAD or NADP as acceptor
Source: RefSeq, a predicted model, not a curated record